CUCGCCGAGCAUUCGCUACUCUUUGCUGUCUCAGUUCACUUUUUCCAGACUAGUUUCACUCAUCCUCCAUCAGAGGUGAGUCCAACAGAGACACUUCUUCUCCUACUGUGGAUGAUCCUGAAGGGAAACGAUGCUGCCGAUGGCCCUCCAACAGAUUGGUGUGUGUGUGGUGUUUUGCAUCAGCAGCAGUUUGGCCACACCUAUACCUUUUUACAGUGCUCUGGAGGGAAGUACAGAUGAGGAAGAACUCAGUAACUUAACUUCCUCCAUGCCCACCAGCUACCCAUUCUCUGAGUACCAAACCACACCUGUUGGCCCCAACCAUGUGAAAACUGACUUUUUGAGUCAGGUUGUGAACUUUCUGGACCAGAACAUGCUCCUCAUCCUUGUUGCAGCCACUUUGAUCUUUCUUGUCUUCCUUAUUAUCUGUGGGGCAAUUUUCAUGAGCUGCAGGCGAAAGGUUAACGCCUACUACCCUUCCUCCUUCCCCUCAAAAAUGUAUGUGGACCACAGGGACAAAACCGGCGGCACUAAACCCUUUAAUGAAGUGCCAGAAAAGCCAGCUCCUGAACAGGAAAGUGAGCCAGUGGACUCUCACAAGCAGCUCCAGGCCGACAUCAUGAGGGCUGCCAAGAGCCUGCGCACACCAAAUAAAUCUGUUGAAGCUGUGGAGGAAAAUGACCACAGUCAGAAAGCAGCAGACCACAGUCCUGAGGACAGCUCUAAACCAGAUGGCAGCAUCCUAGAUCAGCAGCUGCCACUACCAAUUCUCCCUGAGGAAAAGGAGCCAGGCGAGCUCCUUCACAGUGAAGCAGCUACCGCAGGAGGCAGCUCAGAGCUGAGUCCUCUGGAGCAGCCUCAUCCAGACGAAGAUGAUUCAGAGCAGCCUCAUCCAGACAAAGAUGACGCACAGGAGCCUUUGAUUGGCCGGAGUCUCCGGCCCUCCUCUCUGCAUAUUCACAAUGACUCUGCUACACUUCAGCUGAUCGCAGGAGAGAAAACUGCCUUCUAGCCACUCUGAACGCUGUGACCUGAGUUUAUUCUCUUGAAUCCAUUGUUGGCGAUUUGUCCAGUAAACCUCAAAUAUUUUUACAAUUACAGAGGAAAAUGUAAAAAAAAAAAGUUCCAAUCAAUCAAUAUUUGAUCCUAUGCAGGAAAGUGCACAUACAGCAGAGCUUUCCUCUAACUGGAUAUUAUGACAUUUUAUAAACAUGUCUCAUGCACUAAUGUCUGGUACAAAAAUAUUUCCUUUUAUGGGGUUAUUUUUCUUUGUUGUUGUUGUUGUCUGCUUUAAUCCUUGAGCAUUCCUGCAUAGCGGCCACUUCAGUAGACAUGUAGUGGUAUGGUCCCAGUUACCUUGUAUUUCUGUGCAAAAACAUUGAGCACUGACAGCCUUUCACAGAUGAGUUUUGGUUUUAUGUAAGCACAAUAAAAUUCAUAUAUCUUCAGUUCAUCUCCUGAAUUACAGACCCUUUUUAAUCAUAGACCCCAUCUUGACACGUAAUAGCAGGAGAAGCACUGGUGUAUAUAAGUUUUUAGAACAAAUGCAUGUAAUUUAGGUAAUCAAGUUCCAUAACCAUUAAAUUGUGCAUUGUCCAUCAUUACCAAAAUUAGAUACACCGUGCU
Seriola dumerili (greater amberjack) is the source of this 1626-nucleotide messenger RNA. RefSeq names its product transmembrane protein 119-like (gene tmem119b). Gene Ontology annotation, cellular component: plasma membrane. The transcript has 2 exons. NCBI's taxonomy places the organism in Eukaryota, Metazoa, Chordata, Actinopteri, Carangiformes, Carangidae. Bases 131 to 1012 code for a protein of 293 amino acids. Gene Ontology annotation, biological process: positive regulation of osteoblast differentiation; positive regulation of osteoblast proliferation; positive regulation of bone mineralization. The record is from RefSeq and is a predicted model, not a curated record.